AUGUGGUUCAGGGACCCAUUCCCACAUUUUACUUCGGAUGCAGAUUUUCAGAUUGCCUGUGACCAUUUCUCAGGUGACCCUAAUGAUGUGGAGAACAGACCCAAUGGAGGCUUUAAGUUUGUAAGGUCCAAUAACCAGUCAAUAGGGUUUUACAAGUUCUG
Molecule: messenger RNA, 161 nt
Organism: Ilex paraguariensis (yerba mate)
Lineage: Eukaryota; Viridiplantae; Streptophyta; Magnoliopsida; Aquifoliales; Aquifoliaceae
Source: the annotation of a GenBank genome assembly